UUUUUUAUUUCAACAGAGUGAGCAAUUGAUUCGAUUUUUAAAGGAUGGAACGCCGAUAUAUGAUUUGGAUUUGGCUCACUCUUGGAUUUGGCUUUUUUAAUUAUGGAUUUAAUUAAGGUUUUUUGAAAAUUUUUUGGGGAAUUUUGAAAAGGGUCAACUUCUUUCAAAUUUUCCCUUACUCUGCUUCCGGCUAUUAUAUCAAUAAGGGUUUAUUUUUGGUAUAUAUAACGAAUAUAUGGCCGGUUUUAAGGCUACCGGGGAUGGAACUGAUGAACCGAUUUCACUGACCACGCCAGCUCCAUUUUUACAAUCCUAAUUUAUAGAUCUUAUUUGAAAGAUGACAGAACCAGUUCCAUCAUCUAGCAAACUUGGAAAAAAACCAAAAUGGUAUUUUGCGAACGAUGAGCUUGCUUGGCUUCCAUCCAGAAUGUCUAUGGAUUUGGCUGCUGAAAUUAAAUAUAGAAGAGAAGCUGCAGAAUUUAUUCAGUUUUGGGUUAACUGAUGACUUUGGCAAUUUUUUGGCGUUGCUUUGGAUACAUCAUGGCCUCAAAAACCAAAUUUAAAGUUUGCCUCCUCCACAAUUAAUGAUUACUUCUGGAAAUGCCGCAAUUAUCUCUUCUACAUCAACGCCACGCCAACAACAAGAUCUUCAUCA
Messenger RNA from Meloidogyne enterolobii, 655 nucleotides. NCBI's taxonomy places the organism in Eukaryota, Metazoa, Nematoda, Chromadorea, Rhabditida, Meloidogynidae. The record is from the annotation of a GenBank genome assembly.